Messenger RNA from Plenodomus lingam JN3, 1452 nucleotides. NCBI's taxonomy places the organism in Eukaryota, Fungi, Ascomycota, Dothideomycetes, Pleosporales, Leptosphaeriaceae. The record is from RefSeq and is a predicted model, not a curated record.
AUGGCGGAUGCACUUUGUGGGCCGUCGAAUGCCCUGCAGAACUUCCAGAAGCAUAGUACGGUUGAUCGGACACUGCAGCAGGAUCGUUUGGUUGCGAGGCAUGGCUCACCGGCACAGGGCUUCCGAUCGACACAGCAGCCGAGUGCUCUGUUGGAUUCCGAAUUCGAUGCCUUCCAGGCUGGCAGGCCGGGUGUUCUGCCGCAGGACUUGCAUCACUUUGCGCCGCAGUUUGCGAAACCUCCACCCCCUCAAUUCGCACAUGCAUCGCAAGCACCGGACUGGGCGGCGGACUUUCAGCGCCUGAGCGUUGCGUCUCCUCCUCCACAGGUUCUGCAGCACCAGCAGCGGUCACAAGCAGCGAAUGCGGCAUCAGCAUGGCAUCAAGACUUCAUGAGGCAGCAAACGCCUGUUGUGCAAGCCCCAGCAAUACAACAAGCCCCGUACACCAACAUGAGCGGAUACAAUAUGGGUGGCUUCAUGAACCAGCAGUCGUAUAUGCAAACCCCCAGCUUCCAGCCCUCGCAAAUUGCCCAGGGCAAACAGCCCAUACAAGACGGCACUCCGACCUUUGACGAAGCCGCCUUCGAACAAGCCUUUGCCCAAGCUCAGCAAGACAUGAUGGAUGUCGCGGCCCUCGAGCAGAAAAUGGAGGAGUCACGGCAAGCAAACCCAGAAGUGCUGGGUAUAACAGAUCGGCCGGAUAUCUACUCUGCGAUCCAAGUCUGGAGCGAAACUGGCCUCGGUCGUACAGAAGAAGCGGUGGCGUUUCUAGACAAGAUGGCGAGUCUGGAGCAGAGCGGGGAGUUGGUACAAGAUCCAAAUGAGGCAACGUGGAUCGUGGAUUCCCUGCAGAGGAUUGUGCAGCGCGAUGCACCGGCUGAGGUGCAAACGAGGGCUGAGACGCUGAUACAGGCAAUUCAGCAACGGCUUAUGAGUCAGUAUCCGUUGUUCUCGGCAGCGCCGUUGAACAGCUCGUGGGCAAAGAACUCGUCUGACGAAGAGCUGCGGGGAACUACAUUCGAGCAGCCAAUACCGCAACAAGAGGAAGAGCAAAAGGAAGAGGAAAAACAAGAACCACAACGCAACGAUGAAGACGAAAUGGCAGAGACGGCAGGACGCUUGUUAGAACGCGUGGCGGAUAAUACGAGCGAGAAGUUUGCAAAUAGCCAGUUUCUCAGCCUGAUGCGCAAGUUACGGGAUCGAGAGGUCAAAGUGCAGGAGGAUAAGAUUGUCGAGGUUCAUGCUGGUGAGGCUACGGCUGGUACUUCUACGACCCCGGCGUCGGCGAUGAAUCACUCGACUCCCCAACCACAACAGCAGCAACAACAACAACAACAACAACAACAGCCACAAUACACAUCCACCAUCCCCCCCAUCGACCGCGAAAUCCUCAACCACGCAGCCACAGACUUUGAAACCCCGAUUUACUCUCCUGACGAUACGUUUCAGUGA